AGUACAAUAUCUGUUUUACGCCAUCUGCAAAAAUUAUCACAUAUAAUUUUUAUUUAUUUUAUAUAGGUUUCUUCUCUAUCUUAUUUUUAUUCAUACAUCAUACACACAUGACAUAUUAGGAAAUUCAAAUUUAUAAUUAAUAUAAAAAAAGAAGAAAAUUGUUUAGUUUUUAUUAUACAUUAAAAGUGAUUAAAAAUAUUCUAAAGAAAGAUUAAUUUUGUGUAAUAAUUUAUAUGUGCAAGAUGCUAUUAAUCUAAAAUAAAUAUAAAUUAUUUACAGUGUUUGAUAAUAUGGCAAAAGAAUUGAAUGAAAUUGUUUUGAGCUACUACGAUUGUUUACUGAGGACUAGUGAUGUUGCAUUACUUCAAGGAUCACAUUGGUUGAAUGAUGUUAUAAUAGGAUUCUAUUUUGAAUAUUUAGAUAAUACAUUUAAUAAAAUUGAAAAGAAAGAAUUAUAUUUUAUAAGUCCGGAAUUAACACAAUUAUUAAAAAUGACAGAUCCAUCUCAAUAUAAUGUAUUUUUGGAUCCUUUGAAUGUAUCAGAAUGUAAAUAUAUAUUUUUUCCUUUGAACAAUUGUGAUAGGAAAGAUGCAGCAGGAGGAUCACAUUGGAGUUUAUUAGUAUUUUGUAAACAAGAUAAGACAUGUUACCAUUUUGAUUCAUCAAGAGGUUAUAAUAGUAGUAUUGCUUCAAAGUUUGCAAAGAAUGUAAUGAGUUGUUUACUUGAUAAAGAUGAAUCUAACAAGAAAUUUGUUGAUAUGGAUAGUCCACAACAAGAUAAUGGUUACGAUUGUGGUGUUUAUGUUUUAUGUUUAGCGGAUGUAAUUGCAAGGAAUGUUUUGGAAACUGAUAAUAUAAUUGAAUGUGAUUAUAAUUAUGCUAAAAAAUUAGUACAAACAAAACGUACAGUAUUAUUAAAUUUAAUAAAUGAUCUUAAACGCAAAUCAAACAUUGAUAAAUAAUAUGUAUAAUGUAUACAUAUAACUAUUACAUGUAAUUUUUUUUAUAUGUAAAUAUAUUGUAUAUGUAAUUAUUAUUUAGUGUUUAUAUUUAAUAUUUUGUUAAUUUUGAGCUGUGUUCAUGUAAAUAGAUAAUAUAGUUUAUGUAAAUAAAUAAAUAAAUAUUAAUAAUUAAAUAAGUA
Messenger RNA from Apis cerana (Asiatic honeybee), 1141 nucleotides. Its product is annotated as sentrin-specific protease 8. Gene Ontology annotation, biological process: proteolysis; protein deneddylation. Gene Ontology annotation, molecular function: deNEDDylase activity; cysteine-type peptidase activity. The record is from RefSeq and is a predicted model, not a curated record. Lineage: Eukaryota; Metazoa; Arthropoda; Insecta; Hymenoptera; Apidae.